Messenger RNA from Eufriesea mexicana, 3811 nucleotides. Its product is annotated as otopetrin-2. Bases 117 to 2075 code for a protein of 652 amino acids. Gene Ontology annotation, cellular component: membrane. Gene Ontology annotation, molecular function: proton channel activity. The record is from RefSeq and is a predicted model, not a curated record. The transcript has 8 exons. Lineage: Eukaryota; Metazoa; Arthropoda; Insecta; Hymenoptera; Apidae. Gene Ontology annotation, biological process: proton transmembrane transport.
GUCCGAGAGUGCCGUGACACGAGCCGCAGGGCCGUGACUGUGCGAUCCGCUGGGUGAGUUCAGCAGCUAACAUUCCGCCGAGACGGUCGAGGAAACCGCCAGCCAAGGUCACGGAUAUGCUCAUCAAGACCUCCCUCAGCUGGCCAAGAUUGCCGGCUGCGCUGCCGUCCGCUACGCUACCGGCUUCACUGUCCGCGGUAAUCGUUUCACCGGAAACGCUGUCCAAACACAGCAGCAGCUCACCCUCCCGCGCUCACCGGCCGCCAAAGUUCGACCUGGCCCGAUGCUCCUCGCAGCCGAUUUCAGCGGGAUGCUACCCGGCACCGGCCUUCCUCGACGUCUCCGACGACCGGAAGUGGAAGAAGCUCGGAUGCGACGCCCUGGCCACGACUUUUAGCGCUCUCUACGGAAAGCUGCUGGUCGUCAUGGGAAUCGCUUUCCCCAUGGCAGAAGUAAUAUCCACCUACAUACCGCCGUCGUUCUACGAAGGAUUCUACCUUUACCUCUACUUCGGCAGCAUGAUCUUCCUCGUCUACAUGUACGCCACUUUGCUUCGCGAUGGCAAGCCGAAGUCAAGAACGUCCGCAGCGUGUUGUUUUACGAAGAAGCGAAAGGACGUGUGCGACCUGGACUCGUCGCGAUCGUCGAGCGGCGCCGGUGGCGACAGCGACGCCGCGGACGCUGCUUGCCCGCACGUGACUGCCGUCAGACCGGCCCAGCAUUAUGGCAGUUUCUAUCUACGCAUGGGUGCUGUGGCGUUCGGAAUCGGCUCGAUGAUCUACUCCGGCCUAGAGUUCGGCCAGUACUUCGAGCUGGAACGAAACACCAAGUGCCACAACAUCAUGCUUGCCCUCACUCCGGCCACGAGGAUGGCGUUCAUCUUUAUACAGAUGUACUUUAUAUUUCUGAACAACGAGCAAAUGAAAGUUUACCGUCAUCGGGUGGUCGCGCGUUUCGGGCUGAUGCACAUGAUCGGUACGAAUCUGUCGGUCUGGCUGAACGUCCUUGUACAGGAAACGAAACACGAGAUAUUGACGUUCUACAACCCGGAGAACAACACGCUGAAGAUCUCCCACAGAUUAGGUGCGAAGAGCAAUCUUAACCUCGGGGGACAUAAUCAUUACCACCACGGCGAACACUUGAGGCUCCCGAGGGGCCUGAAAGGUCCGCAUCACAUGUACGAGUGCCGACGAACGAACAUAAUGGGAUCGUUAGUCCAGGACGCCAGCCCGUUCCUCUUCCCUUGCACCAUCGAGUACAGCUUGAUCUGCGCCGCGAUACUCUACGUCAUGUGGAAGAACAUAUCCAAGGCUGCGUUCUCCCAGCCCAAGACGCCGCCGGGAUCGCGACACCAGGCUCACGCCUACAGGAGAUCGCCACAUCACUACAGCGUGGACUGCGCCCGCGCUCACAAAGGUCUGUUCGUGGGCAUCCUGAUCCUGGUGCUAACCAUCAUAUCCCUGAUCCUGUUCUUCGUGCUGAUAUCGCGUCCAGAAUUAGUCAGCUUCGCCGUGACAGAAGUGAACGUCUGCGAGCUCACCCUCUACGGCAUGUCAACGAUGGCCACGCUGAUAGGGAUGUUCCAGAUGCGGAAGCUGCGUUACGACGGCAACAGGAACCUAGAAUUGGACAACAUCCUGCUGGUAGCCGCGCAAACGGGAAUGUUCAUCUACUCGACGUUCACGAUCAUCGGUGCCCAGUUUACCCUGGCCAAGCACACGGUCCUGGUGCUGGUCACAGCCCUGGCCAGCGUGCUGCAGACCACCUUUCAGACCAUCUUCAUCCUAGACGCGUCCAGGCGAUCGGUCGCCACGGCGAAGCAGAUCAGAAGGAAACCGGGCAGAGAGAUCGUGACGUUCCUGUUGGUCACGAAUCUAGCCAUGUGGGCGAUCAACACCUUGGAGAAGUCGCGAGCAGAGUCGCACCCUGUGCAGCUGCACUUCUACGGCCUGUGGGCAUGGACGAUCAUCACGCACGUCUCGAUGCCCCUGGCGAUCUUCUACAGGUUCCACAGCACCGUUUGCCUAUGCGAGGUCUGGAAAAGAGCGUACAAGGUGAAACCUACCUACAUGUGACGCAAGGGGUCCCGUGAGGUCGUGCACAAGACCGUGGCUCCUCAGCGACCGAAAACCCUGCCGGCCAGGCUGGACGCCAUCGCGGAGAACGAUCCUGUUUACUUCAUGUAAUCGCAGCGGUUCUUCUCGCUACCAUAGCCGAUGGCUGAUGGUCCACGUCCUUUCGUCUCUUCUUCGUCGCAUCCCGCACACCCGAGGUCUUGCAAGGCUGCUGAAACGAUUUAAGCGCACCGGUGUUCACGAAUCGGUUGCACGGCAGGCGUUGUUCCAGGUCGAUCAACGGCGCGAUUCGACGCGGGUGAAGCGUACGAUGGGGCCCAGCGAAUCGCAGAGGAGACGUGGUCGGCGUUUGUUUUCGGAUCGUCGAGGGGUUGCGUUAAUUCGUCAGCGUUUAGAUAGUCGUAAGCUUUCGUCGAAUCGUCCUCGCGUCACGAACACGAUCCCGAUACGCGAUGUAUAUACACAGUUGGUCCGUGAAAGGAUUCGAGAAUGGACCGCGAUCGAGCGCGCGUGCACCUCGAGGCCUUUCGCGAGCGAGGGUAGCAACGGAGGCAGCGAACGGAAAGAGGAAAGAACGUGGAGGAGGCACGAUUAACGACGCACAAUUUUUACCGAGGUUAGACGUAGACGAUUAGUCGCUUAGAAUCGUCGAAGCAACGGUUGUUCCUUCGAUUCUCCCGGGAACAAUAUGAUUUCUGUUCGAUAUGUAAGCGUUAAGGCGAUUUUCUACUGAUCAAAAUGGCGAAUGAGAGGAAGAGUGCGUGCAUGCGAGAGAGUCGGAGAGAGGGUUCCCUUCCUCCUUCCUCGAAUCGCGAACGUUUGUAAGACUGAAAUCUAAGCAACCAUUAGGACGAUGGUUAUGGUGAUAGAAGAACGAUUCCGUUUCUCACGCAAGUCGACCAAGGAAUAAUCCGCGUUUACCCAGUGAACCCCUGAUCGAUCUGUCCUUCGAUGUUACUCGAAUACUCUCACGGACAUCCGUCUUCCACGUAGUACAAAACUGCAACUUAACGUAGCGUCUCUCGUGUCCAAGUAGAUAAUUCAAAAGAUAAUUGAAAGAGGAAUGAAGACGAAGGAAGGAAAAAUAGGAGGAAAUCUAUCGAUCGUGAGAAACAGAUUAACCCGAUUGCGAAACCCUGACAAGGGUGGUCAGAUUUUUAUAGAUCCCGAAUAGAUUUUUAUAUUGUUAUUACGUAGACUCGUUCUCGUUGUACUAAAUCACUUUACUCGACAAAACGUAAACGCGAAGUCGGUAAGCUAUUCCGCGAAAGCGCGACGCGUCGUAUGACUCGGUACGAUGACAUGUCUCUGUAGGUAUAGUCUGUUUCUCGCGAUUCUGCCAACGUCUGGCGAUCGAUCGAUCGUUCGCAUUUCGAGCAUGCAGGCAGCCAACGGUUAUCCUUACACACGUCCACUAGAAUCACAUCGAAAUUACGAAUUUUUAACGGUUCCUCGCGGGGCGUUGCAUGUUAGCCGCGAAUCUAAAUUCGAAAUAUCGGAGCGAAGCGGGAAUGGGAGAGAUCAGUUUUAAAGAUAGCACCGAGUCGAUGCUUCGUGCGUUAUUUCCAGCCGUUUCCAUACACCAUAAGCACCAGCAGAUGCGUUUACCACGAGUGUCCGGAAAGGAUCGUACGAACGGUGACAAUAAUGCAAAAGCAGACUCCCAUAGGUUCAGAGAGACGAUAGGGGAUGAUUUAAAAAUAAAGAAAAAAUUUAAAGAGAAGAGAGAGAGAGAG